Penicillium angulare is the source of this 801-nucleotide messenger RNA. Its product is annotated as 6-phosphogluconolactonase. Bases 1 to 801 code for a protein of 266 amino acids. Lineage: Eukaryota; Fungi; Ascomycota; Eurotiomycetes; Eurotiales; Aspergillaceae. Gene Ontology annotation, biological process: pentose-phosphate shunt; carbohydrate metabolic process. The transcript has a single exon. Gene Ontology annotation, molecular function: 6-phosphogluconolactonase activity. The record is from RefSeq and is a predicted model, not a curated record.
AUGGCUACGUCUCAGCCCAACCUUUACAGCUUCUCGAGCACCGCUACUCUCGCAGAGCAAUUGCGCCCCUACAUCCUUCGAAGCCAGAAUGCCGCGCUAGCCCGCCACCAUAGCUUUCGCAUUGCCGUCUCCGGUGGCUCUUUGCCUACCGUUCUAGCUCGCGCCCUACUCACCCCAGGCGACGGCACCCCCGAAGACACCCCCCAAUUCUCCAAAUGGCACAUCUUCUUCGCCGAUGAGCGUGCUGUGCCCCUCGACCACGAAGACAGCAACUACCGUCUGCUACAGGAAGAGCUUCUUCACAAGAUCCCUGCGGAGCUCGGAGCUCCGGUCGUAUACCCCAUUGAUGCCGAAGCCGUCGAGAAGGAUGACACCCAAGAAUUGGCCGAUCUCUACCAGGAAGACUUGAUGCGAGUAUUCGCCGCCAAGGAUAGCGUCAAGCUACCCGUCUUCGAUCUCAUUCUUCUGGGUUGUGGCCCCGACGGCCACACCUGCAGUCUAUUCCCUGGCCAUGACUUGCUGCGCGAAAAGGACGCGUGGGUGGCACCUGAGACCAACUCGCCCAAGCCUCCUCCUAAGCGUAUUACCCUGACUCUUCCCGUUGUCACAUCUGCCAUCCAGAUCGCCUUCGUCGCUACCGGUGCUGGUAAGAAGGAUAUUAUGAAGGCUAUCUUUGACAGCGAGGAGGGCCGUAGUCUUCCAUCGGCCCUGGUCAACCAGGGUGGUGGCGAAAAGGUCAGCUGGUUCACAGAUCACCCUGCCGUCGAAGGUGUUGCUUUCCCUCGUCGCGGUAACCUGUAA